AUGUCUACUAAAACAACGGAUAUUCCUACAAGUUCCGUUACAAAGUCCAAUACAAAUUUAACAGUUACAGACACAACCACGAAACCAAAAAUUCUCCCUUGUUGUGCAUGUCCUGAAACUAAGAGAAAUCGAGAUCAAUGUAUUUUUGAAACUGGAGAUCAAGAAAAGUGUAAAGAUUUGAUUGAGGCUCAUAAAGCUUGCAUGCAUGUUUUUACUUCCAUAAUAAGGUAA
Molecule: messenger RNA, 231 nt
Organism: Funneliformis geosporum
Lineage: Eukaryota; Fungi; Glomeromycota; Glomeromycetes; Glomerales; Glomeraceae
Source: the annotation of a GenBank genome assembly